UAAUUAAUAUUUAUAUCAGUCAGUGUUCUAUUAGGCCUGCUCUUUCCCUCUAUUUACCAUAUUCAGUACGUACACCUUAAAUAUGCCUAAUUUAAAAACUGCGCGUAACUUUCAUUGCAUAAAUAGCAUUUUUUUGUAAACUAAAGCUUUACAUGGACCUAAGCAAUAUCUAUAUCUAAGGGUAGUAUCUAUAUACAGCGGCGUAGCCUACUUGGUUAUCGGGCUUCGGCCGGUAUUGUCGCGUAUCCCCUUCCUAUGUACUGAAAGAGUGUCAGUGCGUGUUGCAUUUACUAAUAGGCUGACUUACUUAUAGUGGGCGGAGAAUACUUUCUUAAAUGCCAAAUCUUCUACUCUAAACGUCGAUUUGGAUGUCGAUUUGGAAAUGUGCGCGCACAAACACAAACAUAAAGAAAAGUGCAAGUUAAACGGAUACCGAACUUGAAAGCUUAUUGGAAAUGACGCCUAAAUGCUGAAAGUAUUUUUUUUGUACGAAAUGCGAAGUCAUCUUGUGGAAUAACUGCGAAUAAACAGUAUUUUUCCAUUUCCUGGUUCAAAUCAAUGAGGCGAUGCAUCGUCUUUUGGAUUUUAGUGAACUCCACAGUCCUCCAAAUGCACUACCGGAUCGAUCUCACAGAUUUAGGAGUUUCAUGAUAGAAGAGAUUCUGACUGAUCCCCCGGCCACCAAGAUGUCUCCCCCGACGGGAGCAGCACUCAGGUUUGGGCUGCAAGCACUUUUAUCAACACGAUCAUAUCACAAUCAUUUCGGCCUGAAACCAGAUCAUACCGGGGUUUUCAAGUUGCCUCUUUGCCCCCUGUCGUGCUCUCUCGGCUCUCCGCUGGGAGCCGCGCUCUUCCACCGGCCGCCGGCACUGCAGGCCGGCUCCACUUCUCGGCAAAUGUCCUUAGAACCACAUCUCCACGGCAAGAUUAACCCCAGACUUGAUGGAGAAAGCAAGACAAAGAAAGGCAGAAGGAGCCGAACAGUCUUUACCGAACUGCAGCUUGUGGGCCUUGAGAAACGAUUCGAGAAACAGAAGUAUCUUUCCACACCGGAUAGAAUAGACCUUGCCGAGUCGCUGGGUUUAAGUCAGUUACAAGUCAAAACGUGGUAUCAAAACAGAAGAAUGAAGUGGAAGAAAAUUGUCCUGCAAGGUGGCGGGCUGCAAUCCCCCACCAAGCCAAAAGGUCGUCCGAAGAAGAAUUCACUUCCCUCUAGUGAGCAGCUUUCAGAGCAAGACAGGUCUAUAGAGAAAGAUCUGCAGUCAGGCGGCAUGAAAAAUUACAACGUAAACCAGGAGGAAUGAAAUGGAGUAUACGGCCGCACUGGCGGUGGCAGGUUAUCGCCGUGCCGUGAACAUUUGACAUGUAUUAGGCCCGUAUUUUUCUUGGGUGUAUCCAGGGGAACCGAGGAGUGGCGCGUGGUAAUUAUAGCUUCCUUCAGCUUCUUUUUUCCAAAAACAGGGCCUCGCCAUCUAGACACCCCCAAUCGUUUCGAAAAGCAGAAACCAAAUGAAUGUCCUGCCAGUCAAUUAAUAUCUGUCCCAUACAAAAAGGACGCACAAAAACGUUCAGCAGAUCACUGAUUCUGUCCCACUUUCAGUGAAAUAUCUGAGUACUAUAGUAUUUGUGUUGACAUUUCUUAUUACUUGUACAUUUAUUUAAUAUGCUGUUCUAACAAUGGUAAGAUAUAUGCAGAAUGUGAGAAUCCCGAUGAAAUUUCGUAAGGACCGUAUGAGAGUUAUAUACAUUUACACACAGACACACAUAUAUAUCUCCCCUGGAUAAAAAUGUAACUUAUUAAAUUUUCCUAAUCAAGGGAUUGGUAUUUAUCUUCCCUUAUCUUUCUCUAUUGUGUGAAACAUCUGCUUAUGCAUAAUCGGAUCAACUGUAAAUUUUCAUUUAUUUGUUACAUUUCGUUUCUGUUGUCGCUUAUUUUUAAUUUGCCCUCCAAUGCUGCAUAUGUGCCGGAACAGUAAGCUCUAUGAAAUUAAUGACAUGUAAACAUUUUCUUUGUAUUGUCACAUAAAUGUAUAGCUUUAUAGAUUAUUUCGAACGGUAUUCCAUUCUUUAAAGUUUCCUUUAAUUCCAGAACACCCAUUGUGUAACCCCAACUGGAGUUAAGCAAUAAGAGAAACACUAGAAAUCAUGGGGUCUUUUCUCCCAUCUUGCGCUUAAGUUCAGCACUUAAAAAGUUACGCGAUUUUGACUUAUACGUAUGGGAGAACAGAGCCCUAUAUGUUUGUACUUUUUAAGCCGUAGCGUCGAUGAAAGUCUGCACUUGAAGUAAUAAGUUAGUGUGUUUUGCUUGUCAAUGUUGAUCUUUUUAGCGAGGACUGGUUACGUUUGUUAAUAUCGUACUACUUGCCUUUCGUCUCCAAAGACAUACAGUGAUUCUUGUGUCCUUGCCAGUGAUUCGCAUGCAAACAAUAAUGCUAAGUGUGGCGUAAUUAUUUGUUGCAUACUACAUUCUUCCAAUAAAAUACCCUACGUUUUGUAAGGACCCCGUGGACUAGAACUGGAACUUGCCUCUGAAUCAGUGUUGGAUCGCUGCUCGUUUCGGAUGUUACGUCAUUUAUAAACAUCGUUAUUGUGGUUAGGAAAACAUGCGCAGUAAUACCAUGCUCGUGUUCACACACAUUUCUAAUCAUCCUUAUUAAACUUUUGUAUUCAGCAAGUUAUUAAUUUGUAUGUUUUAACAUCACUAGCCAUCUUACCAGCCCACUACAAUGCAUAAUUAAUAAAAAAAAUAAUUAGCAUACGGUGUUAUGUUAUUUUACAUGCAAUUAAUUAUAUGCUUUAUGUUUUUGGAAGCAAAGUCCGUUUUGAUUGCUAUUUUAAAGUCAAAAACCGGAAUUGUAACACGUAGGUAAACAGAGAAUAACACCUCGUAAAAUUACAUCGUUUAUGUACCCCUACUUUCAUCCCUUGACUAAACCGUAGAACAGUUUUAUUUUCUUUCAACUACAUUCAUGUAUUGUAUUAUACGUGGCAUAAGAAAAUGAAGGUAAAACUUUCUUAACCAGCGUACUGAAAGAGUAUAGUUGUAACGUCAUCCAAUGGAUUAUUUUUAGGCCUAUAUUUUCUAUUAUUCCUUCAAAUUUAUCAGGAACUAACUUACUUGCUUGUCACUGUCUUUACAAUUGCAAGAUCGACAUGUUCAUGUCCUCUUUCUUUUAUACCCUGCUAGCAGAUUUAGCAAUAUGUUGAUAUAGGCUGUUAGUUGAAUAUAGCUGUAUGGUAUCCAUCCGUUACAAACGCUCUUGUCCAUGACCGAUCGAACUUGGUUUCAAGUUUCAGUUUCAUUUGCCAUAUGUAUGUUAACACAGGGUCAGGAUUACAAUGAAAUGCGUUGGACGAGAGAUAAACAAGCCUCUCAGCGUUAACACAAUAUUGCUGCGAUAACUCGGAGCUCUCGUCGGUGCUAUAAUACUACUAAUAAUAGCAAUAAUAAUAAUAAGAAACAUUGCCACCUUACGUAUAAUCCAAAAAGGUCUACCGAGGCAGAAGCGACAGCUUUUCUCACCCCACACAGUGUCAUAUGCAUGUUAUAACGGUUCAUUAAGCUUUUCCGAGUUCCGAGUGUUAGUUCCCACUGUGGGACUUCGACUGUGAAAUGAAUGAAUAAAUAAAUAAAUCUAGGCCUAUGAUUUACAUAAAACUGCUUUUCUAAAUUGCGACGCUUUUGCUAUUUCUCGCGCUGAAUGAACGUCCUUUAAAGUCGCUUAGAAUACUGGUCAGCUGUUGUUACUGGUUCUAGUUUUCUUGCAUGUUCCCAUUGCUUAAUUAUUUUUUAUGUAUUUUUGGCAAUAACAUUUUAAGAAUAAUUUCUAAAGAAAAUUUGUAAUUUAAAUCUAGUGUAAUCAUGAGUUGAUUCAUGGUUUUUGCUAUUUUGAUUGUAUAGCAGUUUGGUCAGCUGUUGCUGUUUUUAAAUUUGCUUUAUGAAUAUAUUUUGACUUCACUUGUGUAACAGAAUAUAAUUCGGCACAAUUGUGUAACAUUUCUUGUAUUGUUUAGAAUGCAUUUGUUUAACUGUGUUUUAAUUUUUUUUUAAUGUAAAUGUGUACUAAUGAUGCACACAAUUGUAAAGGUAUUGCAAUCCAUCGAUUUUUGAUGAUGAUGAUGAUGAUUUAUUUAUUUUUUUUAAAUGAAGAGGCAUCCGGGUAUACCUGAGUUUUUCAUGAAAAGAAAUCCAAAGUGACAUGACUUUCCGCCCUUGUUCAGAGCCGUAUACUUUAAAAAAAGAAUAGAAUCUGUUCUUUGUUUGAAAGACGCAUUUAUCAAAAUAAGAUUUAAUUUAUAAUAUCUAUAGACUAAUAAACAGGGGUCAACACCAUGGCGAAUUCUGAGGGAAGUUCAACAUGCAUUUUUUUACGACGGACAUGCUAUUGCAAAACGUUGUUUUUUUCAGUCAAAACAGACGGGGACCGGUUGACCAUCCUCGCUUAUAAAUAACAGUUUACAAAGACUUUCAAAAUCAUAUUUAUAUCAUAUGUAUUAAUCAUGUUUUGCCCCCAAUCCCCCAGGUCUCCUUAAGCUGCUUAUAUGUAACUAGGAAAAACAGAUUCCUGCAGAAGACAAUCAAAUUGAUGAUAAGAACACUUUAAAAUGUUUCCGGUUAAUAUUUUAAUUGUGAGUCGUUAAAAAUAGAAACAGCACAUUAAUAAAUGCUGACAUGCUGUCUAAGGUGCUUUGGUGCCCCGUGUUUUCUGGAAUGGGGUAGCGGCACCUGCCCUUGAUACGCAGUGUGGAUAACGGAGAGAUGGAUGGAUAGAUAAAUGGGUCAUUAGUAAAGUAUUUAUUAAAUAGUAAAUAUGUAAAACAUUUUUCUGACAAUAUGCUGAAAUUUCCAAACAUCCGAUUUACAUUAAGAUGGAAUUCUUUGAUAGUCACCUUGAGAUACAUAAUUACUAUGUAUUACUGAAAAAGUAAAAAUCAUUUCAUUUAAACAACACAUAAGAUGGCAGAGUGGCAGAAUGGUAAGUACUACUGCCUCACAUAUCCAGGUUUGGGGGAAGGAUUUCUGCCACUGCUCUCUGUGUAGGGAGUUUGCAUGUUCCUUCUGUGUUCUCCCUGUGUUCCCCCUGUGCUCUCCCUGUGUUCCCCCUGUGCUCUCCCUGUGUUCUGCCUGUGCUGUGCAGGGUCAUCUGGGUUCCUCCCAUUUAAUUAACAUGAGCUAAUAAUAAAGCUAUAGUAGUACAUGAAGCAGAACUUCAUAGUGCUGCAAUAUGUUGAUUUACUGGAAGCUGUCUUAUAUGUUGUGAUGAUUUAAAUUAAGGACUUUGAUUUUCAGCUUUUGUAUGUUUUGCUGUAAAGUUGCGUGUCAGUUUUGCCUAGGCAGUGAAACUUCGUAGGUACAGUAUAUACCCGAAAGCUUAUUUUCCAAGAAGCAACUUAAAUUCCAGUUUCAGUAAUGGAUUAUAAAUUCUACCUUUUAUUUUCAUAUAAUUUAUUAUUUGUGACCAGUUGCAAGAUUAUAGCAUGUUCCUGUUUAUAUAUAUUCUAGUUUAUUUAAUUUAGGUAACCUUUCCAGAUUAUAUACUUCAGUAGGCUACACGCUGGUUUUCCUUUUUAUUGCAUAAAUGUAGCUUUCAUGUCAUAAAACAGAACAGCCAGUGUGGGACUGUCUUUGUUUGAUUUACCUCCAGAGUGCCUUACGUGGCGGCGAGUGCUGUGCUCCUGCACCGUGGCUUCAUCAGUCUUCGGCUGUGUGACUAUGGGUAGCUUGUCUCCUCUCGUGUUAGCGUCUGACACGCUCCAGCUGUGGCCCCGACCUGGCCUAUGUGCAAGUCUUUCAACUCGUAGUAAUAAACUAUAAUCACUUCCUCUGACUAAUUCAGAAAGCAGGUGGAAAGCUCUGAAUGUACUGUGAGGUAAUCAGCUGCCCAAGAGUGUAAAUCUCCCCUGAGAGGUGAAUAGUUAUGAAGUAAUCAACUAUGUUUUCCUGUCAUAAAACUGUACAGUACUCACUAAGCAUGAAUUAAAUUUCACAUAUAGUAUAUACCCAGAGUUUACAGUACAUCGGUGUUAGGGUCUGUACCGUCCAAACCUGCCCUUGGUGUCUCUGUCCCAUUUGGCCAGCAGGUGUCGCUGACCAUCCUGUUUGCCACCAUGUCUCUUGUCCUUCACAUCCCUAGUGUGUUUCCCCAGCUCCCUGGCUGCCGCACAGCUCUAUGGGCUGAGCAUGUGGCUACAAACCCUCUGCUUAUGGGUUAAAGGCCUGCCUCCUCAAGUUAUUUGUAUUUCCUGGAUUUUUGCUUCCCCCGUCUUUGGUACUUUCUUUCCUGGUUAUAGGUUUGUCCUGCUUUUGUCCUGUUCACUUCCAUAUUGGUUCCAGGUUACUUAUCCUAGUGUAGUAAUUCCCAGUGUGGUUAGUGUUUCCUCGUUUCAGUGUUUGUUAGAAAUCUGUAGUUCUGUGUUGUUAUUCUAACUCACCUCACUUGUUUCUUGUUGCUAUAUGUCUUGGUUGAUUGGCUAACUCUCAUGUUCCACACCUGCCCUCUUGUUAGUCGGUUCCCUGUCUAUGUUUAAGUGCCUGCAUUCUGCGUUGUUCUCUAGUCAGUUAUUGUACAUUGUUCUGUGGUUGUUACUCCGCCGGUUUUCUGAGUUCUGUUCUCUCUAUUACCUGUUUCCUGUUGUACGUCAUUUAUGGUUCUUUAAGUAAUGUUUUACACCGGAGUAUUUCUGACCUCUCAUAGUUCUUUUUCCCCAGCAUGUUUUGUUUUGAUUAAAAUAAACUUUCGUUGUCUUGGAGCUGCC
Molecule: messenger RNA, 6756 nt
Organism: Paramormyrops kingsleyae
Lineage: Eukaryota; Metazoa; Chordata; Actinopteri; Osteoglossiformes; Mormyridae
Product: homeobox protein BarH-like 1
Biological process (GO): regulation of DNA-templated transcription
Molecular function (GO): DNA binding; DNA-binding transcription factor activity, RNA polymerase II-specific
Source: RefSeq, a predicted model, not a curated record